CCUUACAGGUUAGGGUCUUGUUGUUCUUUGCAGAAGGCGACGUUGUUUCAUUGUCCUGUACAAGUGAGCGAGGCCCAAUAUGGCCCCUCCGUUAGCAAGCCAAAUAGUACUCUUUGCGGUGUCGGCUAUCUUUCUACAAGUUUCCGCCCGAAAUUUGGCCCAAGUGGCGUCGACUUUUCAAAACCAAGUGAACAAAUAUCAAGACAGCCGGGCAGACAUCGUCUUUAUGUUGGACAGUUCUGGUAGUGUUGGAGAGAACAACUUUCAGACGGAGAUCACAUUCGUGGAGAACUUUCUCAGCCAACUGACUAUCAGCCCUCAGGCCUCGCGAGUCGCCAUCGUGUCGUUUGACGAUGCUGCCCGAACGCACAUCGACUACAUCAAGAACCCCAAGAACAAGUGCUCGUUCCUGAGGGAACUGAAGACGGUGAAGUACACAGGGGGAUCGACAAAUGCAGAAGAUGCCUUCCGCCUGGCACAGGAACUUCUGAGGCCAAAGUCUGCUUUCGCAAAUAAUCAGCCUGUUAAACAAGUAGUGGUCUACCUAACAGACGGCAAGCCGGACAAAGAUCCUGUAGGCAGGGCCAACAACCUGAAAUCUGUCUACAAUGCAGAGAUCUACAGCAUUGGUGUCGGCGACAGUCCUAACAAGCAACAACUGCACGAUUGCGCCACAGACGCAAGUCACGUGUACUUGUCUUCGGACUUUGUGGACGCCAAAGAUCUCGCAAAAAGAAUUCGAGGGGACCCCUACUCUAAGAGGUACGAGACUGAUGGAGUGACGUCAGCGGACUGCUCGUCCCCAGGUUGUGGGGCGAACGCCAAAUGCGCAUGCGGGUCGAAGACCGGAGUGUACGAGUGCGCCUGCAAGCCAGGCUACUACGGAACCGGCCGGGGAGCACCGUGCACCCCUUGUCCGAAAGGCCGCUACAAGGAGCUCCUUGCGCCCAGCGUGUCGGGAUGCCCGGGGACCUGCCCGGCUAAGAGCAGCACCAGAGGCACGGCGUCCACCAGUCCGAACCAGUGCGUCUGUAACGAGGGGCACGAAGGAAACCCAUGGGGCUCAGGAUGCAAACCUGUCCGCUGUGACCCGAAACUGGAGUCUCCAGACGGAGGAACCAUGCAGCCCGCGAACUGUAACAACGAGUAUCGUACGACGUGCCGAUUUCAAUGCAACUAUGGGCAUAAGAUGUUGAGGGGAACACCAGAAAGAACUUGUCACGCCAACAGGACUUGGAGUGGAGACCCUAUCAUCUGUCAACGAAUAGAGUGCCCAGGUCUACCUGAGCCUUCGGACGGACAGAGGACCUGCGUGAUGUCAGAUGGUCAACAGGCAACCGGAACGUUUCCUUAUGAAACUACUUGUACAUUCACCUGUAACCGAGGGUACACCUUACAGGGAAGCAAGGUACGGAGAUGCUUAGAAGAGGGGAAGUGGGACGGUUCGAAGGCAAAGUGUCUCGUUAAAAAGUGUGACCCCUUACCGAUGGUGGUAAACGCCACCGUGAGUCCGUCUACCUGUGUUAGCAAGGCCCAGAAGUUCGAUACAGCCUGUCAGUUCACCUGCCAAGAUGGCUACAGGAUGGACGGAACUCCCAACAGAGUCUGUCUGGAAGACGACAGUUGGUCAAACCAACAACCAACAUGUAUAGAUAACCAGUCGCCACGACUUGUCAUCGGGUGUCCAGCGGACAUCGUGAACGGUACAGAAGAGGGUCAGAACUACCUGACGGUCAACUGGACCGUUCCUACCGCUGUGGACAACUCGGGGAAGCCGCCCAAGAUGACAGUGACGCCGGCUGGCAUCAAACCUCCUCACAAGUUCCCCAUCACGACUGGCCUACCUACUGUUGUAAAGUACACCUUCACUGAUGGUAGUGGAAUGGCAAGCUCUUGCUCUUUCGAAGUUAGAGUCAAUGAUACAGAGAAUCCGAAGCUUAUUGAACAUUGUGUGAAACACGAAGUGGAAACAAACGACGAAACUGUAAAUGUGAAGUGGAUUGAACCAGUCUUUACCGACAACUCCAAACAAGCCGUGAGAGUGAACUGUGACAAGGACAGCGGGCAACGCUUCUACUGGGGAACGACCUGGGUCACGUGUACGGCACGUGACAUCAAUGACAACCUGGCCAUUUGUCGUUUCUCUGUCAGCGUAAGCCCCACAAGAUGCAUCCACCAAGAUCCUCCAAUCAACGGCGCUCUCUCGUGUGACGAAUUUCAAUUCGGACAGUUCUGCACCGUACAGUGCAAUGAGGGGUUCGACUUCUACAGCGAACCGGCUCGGAUGUACAUCUGUGGGUCUGGGAACUGGAGAACAGAUCCGCACGGCUUGGAGACGAAAUGGCCAGAUUGCUCAUUGAAGCGAAUUCCAGGAUACUCCAAAGGAAUCGAGUUCCAGUACUACGUCGGUGACUGUGAGGAUGAGGAGACCCAGACGCAGAUCAAACAAAACUUUAUCGACCUCUUCAACAGCACGGUUUUCGGACGGUAUGGUGGGUGCGUAGGCAACGUGAAAUGUAGCGUGGACAACGUGGCUCUGUCGUGUAGUGAGAAGGCCAUAGAGGUGGACUGGGUUCCAGAGGAAGAUGGAGGACUUGACGGGCCCUCCAGGAAGAAACGAUCUGUACAGAGACGUGCAAGACUUCUUACCAUCCGCCUCGACGUCAAGACACAAUACAAGACCACAGAAUCUGCACAGGGAGAAUCAAAAGAUAUCAAGAAGAAAAUGGAGCAACUUAAAGAUGCCCUGAACGAAGUUGUGGAGAAGGCAAAGGAAGAUGUGCGGACAGGUCAGCUGAGUGACAUAGCCGUGACCGCUGGUGGAGGGCAGAGUCAGAUAGUGUCCCUUGCCCGAGUGGCCGGCUCAGCAGAAGACGCAGGUAUACGAGACCUGGACACGGAGGCGGUUCUCAGCUGUUACAGAGGACAGAUUCUGAAGGAAGAUUUUUGUGUUAGCUGUCCUGUCGGUACAUACUACACUGACGUCAGUGGCGAGGCCACGUGUGAUGUUUGUCCGGUGGGCUCCUAUCAGGACCAAGAAGGACAGACCGAGUGUAUCCGGUGUGAACCGGGAUUCUUUACUGCAGGAAACAACAGCAAGAACGCUACGGACUGCAGGAACCAGUGUCAGCCGGGGACGUUUUCGGAAACAGGAUUAGAGACCUGCAUGUUCUGUCCAAAGGGCACGUAUCAGAACCAACAGGGAGCCACUGAGUGUAUCCCGUGUGAGGAGGGCACAACGACGGGAGAUGUAGGCACUGUGGACAAGGAGGACUGCAGUGGAUCAUGUGUACCUGGUAGCUACUCCCGGACCGGUACAGACCCGUGUGACCUGUGUCCAGUUGGGACGUUCCAGCCCGGACAUGGUCAAACCGACUGUUUAUUCUGUCCACUGGGCUUGGGUACAGACGCCGUGGGUUCGGAAACCUCAAGUGAUUGUGUUGAUACUGACUACUGCCAGUCCUCUCCUUGCCAAAAUGGCGGAUCGUGCACCAUGCAGGGGUCAGAGUUCAACUGCCUGUGUCCAGCUGGCUUUGAAGGUGACACGUGUGACGUCAAUGUGAACGAGUGCGCGUCACUGCCAUGUUACUCCUUAGCCACCUGUUUGGAUAGAGUUAACGGAUAUGAGUGCGUUUGCCCUUCCGGUUGGACGGGUGAACAGUGUGACGUCAACAUCGAUGAGUGUGCGCCUGCGCCGUGUUUGAAUGGAGCAACUUGCGUUGAUGAGGACAAUGGGUUCCUCUGCCUGUGUGCGGAUGGAUACAGCGGUACGUUCUGUGAAGUCAACAUUGACGACUGUAGUGACAGCCCGUGUAACGACACCGCCGUGUGUGUGGAUCUGGUGGACAGUUUCAAGUGCCUCUGUCAGGACGGCUACACUGGCAAGUACUGCGAGGUCGACAUCAACGACUGUGAGGCUCAACCCUGUCAGAAUGGCGGAAAGUGCACGGAUGAGGUAGGAAGGUACACCUGCCAGUGCCCACCUGGGUUUGUCGGCUACAACUGUGAACUGAAUGUCAACGAGUGCGCGUCAAACCCCUGUCUGAACCGUGCGUACUGUGAGGACAAGAUCAACUCAUAUCAGUGUCACUGUGCACCGGGGUUCGGAGGGACACACUGUGAAGACGGUGAGGAUUUAUUAUGUUUAAAUUGA
Messenger RNA from Branchiostoma floridae (Florida lancelet), 4153 nucleotides. Its product is annotated as sushi, von Willebrand factor type A, EGF and pentraxin domain-containing protein 1-like. The transcript is spliced from 25 exons. Lineage: Eukaryota; Metazoa; Chordata; Leptocardii; Amphioxiformes; Branchiostomatidae. The record is from RefSeq and is a predicted model, not a curated record. Bases 80 to 4153 code for a protein of 1357 amino acids. Gene Ontology annotation, biological process: Notch signaling pathway. Gene Ontology annotation, molecular function: Notch binding; calcium ion binding.